Hypanus sabinus (Atlantic stingray) is the source of this 3989-nucleotide messenger RNA. RefSeq names its product regulator of microtubule dynamics protein 3-like. Gene Ontology annotation, cellular component: mitotic spindle pole; cytoplasm; spindle microtubule. The transcript has 12 exons. Gene Ontology annotation, molecular function: microtubule binding. The record is from RefSeq and is a predicted model, not a curated record. The coding region runs from base 296 to 1654 and encodes 452 amino acids. NCBI's taxonomy places the organism in Eukaryota, Metazoa, Chordata, Chondrichthyes, Myliobatiformes, Dasyatidae.
UCCGUUUUGCCCGCCGCCGUGCGGUACUUCGGCGAUGACACGGCCGGGCGGCAGAAAUACCACAGUGACCUUUAGAGAUCGGAGCCGCCGGUUCCUGUCAGGGGAUGUCCGAGUGAUGAAGGCGCUGACGGUUGUCGCUUGCCAGCACGAGCGCCACCGUUAACUCGAGUGGCGUUGGUACCUUGGCGCAGGAGCGCGGGCGCUCACGUGAGGAGCGGCAAGGACAGGUGUAGAGUUAGCGUCUUCAUCCCUGUUCCAGCUAUAUUUAUCCCACCUGUACCAUGUAGAGUAAACGAUGAGCUUCAUAGAGAGUGGAAUGAGCGAGGAGCUAAUCAUCUGUAAGCCCCGCAUUAGUCUCGGGCUGGGCAUAGGGGCAGUGGCCGGUUUCGGUCUCAUGUACCUGGCUUACACUAAGGGAUGGGGAAGGAGGCACUCCCAGAAAAAACGGGAGUUUUCCUGGAGUGAACUGAAACAUAGACGGUCGGCAGUACGGGGCCAAGAAGUAAAGAUGGAAAGUCGAACAAAUUUGGCAGAUAAUUACAGCAACAAUGAAGCACUGAAAGCACAGCAGGUAGAAAUAUGGGAACAGUUAGAUAUAAUACUUCAAAGUGUGAGAGAACUAAAAGAAGAGGUGAUUGAACUUCGGGAGUGCCUAAAUGGGAUGACAGAUCAGAUUGCCAACGAUGUCAGGUCAAGUUUAGAGCGAUGCCAUAAAGUACCAGAGAAGAAAACAGGAUCUAGCAGAGAAAGAAGUAAUUCUGUCAAAUCAAAUUCCAUCUAUUUCACAGCCAACACUAGGACUAAGAGCAAUGCUGAAACAGAGAGUGAAGAAGGGUAUACUACAGCUAAUGGAGAUUCUGAUUAUGAAUGUGGUAAAGCAGCAGAUGAACAAGCUAAUCAAAAAGAUCCAUCUGAUUCAAGACUGUCUUCUAAAAAGGUGGAUGAAUUCUUUCAACUUUUAUGUAUUGCGGAUAGCUUACAUGAAGGCACAAUUACGGACAAGGCAAAAGGACUUAAGAUGCUCUUGAAAAAAAAAUCCACAUACAAUAUGAAGCCAAAUUUCUGUUGGCGACUGGCUCGAGCCUACCUUGACAUGGAAGAGAUGUCUAUAAAUGAAAAUGAGAAGAUAUCCUAUUUAGACCUAGGAAAAGAAGCGGCAAAAACUGGUCUUCAGUUAGAUGAUUCAAGUGCAGAAUGCCACAAGUGGUAUGCUAUUAUAUCUGGCCAACAGGCUGACCAUGAUACUACCCAGAAUCGAAUCAAGGCCGGAUAUACUUUCAAGGAGCAUAUUGAUAAGGCCAUUAAACUGAAAAAUGAUGAUCCUUCUUUAUACUACCUGUUGGGAAGAUGGUGCUAUGAGGUAGCACAAUUAGGAUGGAUUGAAAGGAAGGCAGCAGCCACUUUCUAUGGAACACCUCCAAGAUCCACUAUUGAUGAAGCUCUGAAGAACUUCCUAAAGGCUGAAGAGUUGAAUCCAGGGUACUCCAAAUCCAACUCUGUCUACAUUGCAAAGUGCUACAGGGACCUUGGCAACAAUGCAACAGCCCUACAUUGGCUGGACUUGGCAUCUGAGUUGCCUAUCAAAUCAAAAGACGACACAGAAGCCCAGAAAAAUUUGGAAGCAAUGCGAAAUACCCUCGUCAAAAGGAGCUAAGCCCAGUGCUGUUAACCAGAAGAAGCUUAGAGGGCUUUUAUCUUGCUACAGAAUGACUUUCUGUCGUGUUGUCAGUUUAACUUUGAAUACAACAUCUCUCACUGUGGUAUUUUAUUCUGUUAUUUUAUAACUACAAAAUAUCAUAAAUCAUGACAGACUGGUGGUAAAAGGUUGAAAUUUUUCACCAAGUUUCAAAAGAUCACUCCUUAUUCAAAUACAUUUGAAGAGAUAGACUUUAGAUAAGCUGGCAAUUUUAUUCCCUUUAGCAGCAACAUUUUCAAUUUCAUGUAAAAAAACUGACAUCUCCAAGAAAACUAUAAUUUUUUUUUCAUGGCGCCAAUUCACAUUCUUUUCACAAUAGCUUGAAAUGUACUGAAUUCCUUUACUGAACUUUUGGGGUUAAUUGCAUACAAGUUUCCAAAAUCAGAAUCACUGUAUCAGAAAUCUGUCUUAGAGAGUUUGCAUUAUUUCAGUGUUUUUUUUACUUUUUAGUAGAUAAAGUCCUCAUACACAGUAUAGUUAGCAAACUCGAUAUUUAGCGUUGACCUAACUAUUCAUGUGCUUCCUUUGGCUUAGCAGUGAAUAGACUUAAUUGGUGGCAGUGAUGAAACCUGCCCAUGACUGGUGAACUGGAAGUGUUAGAGGUCAUUAGAACAGGAUAACAGGUUGGUUUCUCGAUCCCUUUUUCAUCAGCUCUCAUAUCAGAAGGCAAAGAAAGAAGUCAACAUUUAUGAUGACCACAUGACCAUGUGUCCAGGAUUAUAGUAGGACCAUCACUGCCAUAGGCCAUUGUAUCUGAGAGGAAUUGUGGGCCAGUCAUUUAGGAGAACCGCAAAGUGCUUUCAUGGAACUGCCUAAGUCAAAUCCUUUGGGAAUGGAAAAGAGUAUUCCGAUAUUUCACAAUAUAAACAUAACCUUCAUCCAAAUGUUGUUUUAUCUACAUUAAUUUAUGCAAGACUUGCUCAUCGAUAUUGCAUGACUUUUAUUUUAUAGCAUAAUAAUAAGAAAAAUAGAGAAGUGCUAAUAAGCCCCUCGUAUCCGUUGUGUCUUUCAAAAAAGAUGAUGGAUUCUCUCUCUUAUUCACUAUUCCGCUCAACUACAAUGUCCUCUGAUAUCAUCAGUACUCAAAAAGCUAUCUUUCUCAUGGUCUUAGGCUUGAUUAUACAAUAACUUGACCUGCUACAGCCUCCAAGUCAGAAAACUCCACUGAUAUACUGUUUUCUGCAUAAACAAGUUUCUCAAAUGACACACCCUCACCCCAAGAUUGUAUUCUCUAUUUCUCUGCAGCCAUAGGAAACAACAGCACACCCAAUCAGAUUACCUCCCAUUCUUCUAAAUUCCAGUGAGUGUAGGCUGAUCUCACUUGGUGUCUCCUCUUUGGAUGACUCACACAUUUUGGGAUUCAGUUUAAUAAAUUUACCUGGCUUUCAUUCCAAGGUGAGAGUAUUCUCUUUUAGGUACAGAAUCCAAACCCCCACUGUCAAUAUUAGAUGAGGUCUUACAAAAGCUCUGUAAAAUUCAGCAAGGUGCUCUUCCUUUUGUAAAGACCAAUGUACCAGUAAAUUGCUACCCAGCUGAUACAGUACUAGAAUUCUACCAUCUGCUCUGAUCCAUAAUGAAAAGGGUUUGGAAGAUGUUAGCGGGGGUUAGGUGAAAUAUCUCUGCUUAUUGGGUAUAUUUGAAGUAUAGCAGAGAACAGAGGACUUUGUAAAAUGUCAAGCAGGUUCAUGUAUGAGUUCUAAAUAUCUUCGCAGCUGUUCAAACCUGUCUGUCACAUAAUAACUGAACAGAGAAAAAGUAUUCAAAGAAGUUCUCGUGGCCACACUGAGAACAAUGACUCCUGACAAGAGUUCACUGACUGUUGGGAAUUCCUGCCCCACAACCAUUCAAAGAAGAGAAAGAUCAUUCAGGAUGGCACUGAGGACUUUGAGUCAAGGUGUCAGGAGGUCAUAGAAGUCCAGAAUAAAGAAUGGAAGGAGUGCACCACCCCCCAAUUACCGACUUUGUCACCUAUUGCAGGUCCAUGUUGACACAUCAGUUACUCCCAACCUAUGAAAGUGGAGCAGAAGCAAUUCAAGCCUGAUCCCAAGGGUGCACCUAAGAGGAGGAGCAGCAGAAUCUGUCUCUACUUUCAUUCAGUUAUGGGUAUUUGUGGAAUCCUACAUUAUCAUGUUUUUUGGCAAACAAAUUAAUUAACCAUGUAAACAGGCACCAUCUGGAAAUGUUCAUAGCAUCCGAAAAAGUGAAUAAUCAAAAAAAGUCUAGUUUAUAGGAUUUCAUCUCUGCUCAGUUCAUAUUUCACAUAUAGUCCCAAAACAACUACAUACCUUUAUUG